This is a messenger RNA of Phyllopteryx taeniolatus (common seadragon), 1342 nucleotides long. RefSeq names its product C3a anaphylatoxin chemotactic receptor-like. The record is from RefSeq and is a predicted model, not a curated record. Gene Ontology annotation, cellular component: plasma membrane. Gene Ontology annotation, molecular function: complement receptor activity; G protein-coupled receptor activity. Gene Ontology annotation, biological process: positive regulation of cytosolic calcium ion concentration; complement receptor mediated signaling pathway; inflammatory response. NCBI's taxonomy places the organism in Eukaryota, Metazoa, Chordata, Actinopteri, Syngnathiformes, Syngnathidae.
AUGUACAAUUUGAAGCAGUGUAUGUCACCCUGUUCUUCUUAUUCUUUGUGCGCUGUCAUUCCUGCUCCUCAGCCAAACGUCCUCAACGUGUGGCUGGUCAACCUGGAUGUUGCUGACAUAAUCUUCUGCUUCACUCGAAUCUUCUCCCUGGUCACGGUUCUCUUCGUGGGCCACUGGCCCUUCAGCUUGUCCAUCUGCAAGUUCAACGGCUUCUUCAAGUACGCCAACAUGUUUUGCUCCGUCUUCAUGCUGGCCGUCAUCAGCGUGGACCGCGCCCUCUGCUUCCAGUUCCCGGUGUUCACCCGGCGCCAUCGCACCGUGUUUGCCGCCCGGGUGGUGGCCGUGUGCACGUGGGUGGCGGUUGUGGUCUUCAGCUUGCCCUUCUUCCUCUACCGACAUAUCUUCCGGUGCAGCCAUAACCUGAGCAAGUGCAGUGUGAAUAAAAUGGAGGACGCGUGCGUUAGGACGGGGCUCUACGUCAUCCGCUUCCUGUGCGGCUUUCUGCUGCCCUUACUGGUCAUCCUGGGCUGCUACAUCGUGGGGGUGGGCAUCCACCGCACCCGCUUUUCGAGUAAGUCGCGCCCCCUGCGGGUGUUGGCCUUGCUGGUGAGCCCCUUCUUCCUGUGCUGGGCCCCGUACCACAGCCUGCUGAUGCUCAGGAUAGUGGACAGCAGCAUCUUGUGGGUCAUCAUCUGGCUGCCCGUCGCCAAGGAGCGCACUGGCCGAAGUUAACGGACAGACUUCGAAGAAAAAAUCCCGUGUGUGAUGGAGGAGAGGGGCAAUUGAAAUAAAUGCAAAAUACUAAAUAAUGCAUAGGUGACAUUUUAUGGUUAAAAUGUAAUGUCAAAAAAUAUUUACCUUCUCCAUGGUUCUUAAUGAUAUAGACCCGUGGUUCUUAAAAUUAUUCAAAAAUUACUUUCUGAGGUAUGUAUGAAUUUAUGAACUCGUAAGAACAAUUGCAUGUCAUUACCGUUACCUUUCUCUUCCAAUACAACACCUCCAAACUUCUAUAGAAGUUGUAGUGUAUACAGUAUAAUACAGUAUGACAGUUCACAGUCAAUAUUUAUGUAAUAACAUGACAAAAACGUUCAAACUUCAAAUAAAAAUACACCAUACUCACUGGUCUUUUUUUUCCUAGCUGUCGGCGUAAGCUAGCUCAAAACAUGCUGCUCUGAAUGUGCCGCAAAAUCCUUUUCCGGGUUGAAAACAAGUCAGACAGUAAUAUGUUGGUUGACCUAGCCCCGCGAAGUUGAGUUGCUGUUUUUUAAAGUGGUCUUGAAAUUGAAUUUUUAAUCACGUCCAAAGUUGUCCUUUUCAGUAAAUCAAUCACAUACUCAGUUCA